Messenger RNA from Stomoxys calcitrans (stable fly), 1539 nucleotides. RefSeq names its product ionotropic receptor 21a (gene Ir41a). The record is from RefSeq and is a predicted model, not a curated record. The transcript is spliced from 5 exons. The coding region runs from base 212 to 1324 and encodes 370 amino acids. NCBI's taxonomy places the organism in Eukaryota, Metazoa, Arthropoda, Insecta, Diptera, Muscidae.
GGCAGGGUGCAAAUUGAUGGCACCGAGACUAGAGUCAUAUUGAUAAUGUGUGAAAUUUUCAACUGCACAGUUUUGAUAGAUAGCAGUAAGUUCUUCUUUUUUUCAUUGAUGUUGAAUAUUUUUAAAGAUUUAAUGAAGUCAAUGAUUCUUAGCUGAAGCCAAUGAUUGGGGUGAAGUUUAUGCCAAUUUGUCUGGUGAUGCCAGUUUAGGCAUGGUGGCCAAAGGGACGGCAGAAAUUUCGGUGGGAGCAAUGUAUUCAUGGGAUACUGAUUAUAUUUAUCUGGACAUGUCCAUGUAUUUGGUGCGCACAGGUGUUACAUGCUUGGUGCCAGCCCCAAAACGUUUGGCAACAUGGCUUUUGCCUUUGGAACCAUUUCAGUUCACUUUGUGGUUAGCGGUUUUGGCAUAUUUAUGGCUAGAAUGGUUUAGUCUUUCUCUGACUCACCGCUUUGAGACUUGGAUUAUUUCGAAUGACAAUGUCACUUGGAUGGAGAGCAUAGUCUUUGGCUUUGUGACAACCCUAAAACUAUUGGUCUCUCAAUCGGGCUCAGGCUUUGUGGUCUCACAAACUGUAAGGGUAUUACUUUUCACAUGCUUUUUGAAUGAUUUAAUCAUAACGAGCAUUUAUGGAGGAGGUUUGGCUAGUAUUCUAACAGUACCAAGUUAUGGUGAAGCUGCCGAUACUGUGCGUAGAAUGUUGUCACAAGAACUGCAAUGGGCAGCAAAUUCGGAGGCUUGGGUUUCAACCAUACGCAAAUCUGAUGAUCCCCAUAUCAAUGGCAUUCUGCAAAAUUUCUUCAUCUACAGCGAUGAGAAAUUGGAGCAUUUGGCUGUUUCACGUGCUGGCUAUGGUUUUACUUUAGAGAGAUUGCCCUUUGGUAUGAGCCAUAAAACCCCCAACAAAAAGUUGUCAUAUCUCUUGAUUAUCCUCUUUGCAGGACACUUUGCCAUUGGUGACUAUUUGACACCGGAUAGCAUUAAUAGCUUGAAAAUUAUGCAAGAGGAUCUCUAUUAUCAAUACUCGGUGGCCUUUGUAACGCGUUGCUGGCCUUUGCUUAGCCAAUUUGAUGAUUUGUUGUAUUGGUGGCAUUCUGCCGGCCUCGACAAGUUUUGGGAAUGGCGUGUUGUGGCUGAUAAUAUGAAUGUGCAAAAACAAAAGCAGGUGGAGGCCACUAUGUAUUCCUAUAUGGAAGAUAUUGGCCCUGUCAAAUUGGGAAUGUCCAAUUUUGUGGGCAUUCUAUUGAUAUGGCUAUUGGGAGUUUUAAUUUCCUGUGUGGUUUUCGUUUAUGAGGUGAUAAGAGGCUAUGGUAGGAGUUGUUUGUAAAGAAAAUUUUGCAGAGUUAGCGAUAUGAUAGCUCACUUUGUGUAAUUACACCAUAGCUCUUUUCUUGGCACAUAUAGGAAUUAUUUUAGAAAAUUGCUUUAAAAAUGUGGAAUAAGAACGAAAAAAAACAGUAAAAAAUCUGGCGUUUGAAUACGGGUAAAAAUAUCUCUUUGAAAUAUUGAAAUAUUAGAGCUGAGGAGUUAAGGAGAUGAUGU